GAGUUGAGUGGCGUGUAGAAUUGUGGACUUCCACAACAAAGGGCCAAGAAACUCCGCUUGGCCACAGCAAAGCGUCCUGGGUCCCCAUACUUAAACAUGAUGGUUUAGCUUAUGGACCUCGUCUCUUUCAAAACGCGUCAGGACCCAACGAAUACUCCAACACGCGUCAUACCGAUCUUGCUUGGUCCUUAUAACGCGUCACAAUGGAAAUGAUAGACCCACCUACACUUAUGAGCAAAUUUAUGGUGCUCGCACUUACCAUCAUACAGUCGAUGCUGGCUGUCCCAGAGUGUAUGAUAGAUGCACUCCCGUACAACGCGAUCAAGGAGGGAAGAUGGAAUGAGGCGUGGGAGCGUGUGCUACAGGCGCUCGUGAGCUUCGAUGAGCCGUAUUUAGAUGCGGUCUACUCCAAGCCAGUCAACGAUGAUACUGAAUGCACAAGCAAAAAUGCCUCUAUCACACAAACCUGCAUGCCAGUGUCGGACCACCGGGAAUUCACAGCGAUCUCGGCGCCUCAUGUGAAUUUGAACGCUUCUGGACUCCAGAACCAAAAUGCAAGCACAGUGCCAGACGCCAGCUGCGCCUCUGCCUCGCCUUUGGACGCAGAACAGCGCCUUGCCUUUCUCUCUUCACCAGAAACCUCAACCACCUUUCAGCUACUUUCUCGCACAAAUGACAUGACUGGUGGCCCGGAAGCUAAACCCAUCGAAUUCGUUCCCGAGCAACCUUUUGUGGACUCCCACACCGUUUGCGAAGAAGACUGGGAAGACUCGGAGACCGUUAGUUCUCACCCUUUCGUGUGUUCUUGCUUCAUCUGUGAGGAGGACAGAGAGAAUGACACCCUCCUCGACUUGCGCCUGGAUGGCCGCAACAUCGUGCUUGACUCAUUGUAUCCUGACAUCACACCCCAUAUAGUUAUAACUCCCCCUGUCUCUUAUGCAGACGACUUUUACACACCGCACCAAAACCGGGUCGAUCCCCAGUGGCCAUGUUUUCUCAACGUGCCCCGUUUAUCCCCUCACAUGUUCUACCAUCAUUGUCCUCUACCAUCAUCCCACGAUGAACCGGCUGACUGUCCUUCAGAAGAAUUCCAUUCACAGUCCGUAGCCUCGUCAGACGACCUUGGUGUUAUUCGGCCGAGAACUCCUCCCCGCGUGUUCAGUCACAAUAAAGUUCUUCUUGCUGUCGAAGCUUCUUCAAUUGAAAGACUUGUAUUCCGCGAGAUAGUCGACGGAAUAUUCCGACAUCACCGCAAAGCUGUGGCAUUCGAAGCAUCCCUCUCGGCGUCCGCGGUUUGCGCGAGAUUCAACGAAUCAGUGGCUGCAUCACAAUUGGAACAGCCCUUCGUGUGGACUGAUCCUGCUCAGCCUAUCCUACUUGCCUGCAGAAAUUUCUCGGGCGUCUCUAUCAUAGAGUCUGACUGUCCCUUUAGAGCUCCCCAUAUCGUCAUCAUUGCGGCGGAGCCGCACGACCCGUGGAUCUCGUGGAGUAACAGGGUCGAAGACCAAGAUUAUGAGUACCUCACGGUAUAUCCCAAGCGCAGUUCGACACCUCCGAUCAAUUCUACUUCCCUUGCCACCGCCGCUGUUCCUGGUCUGCACCAUCAAGGCGACCCUGAUGACAACGGCUUCAUUCAGUCACACUCUGACCCCUCGCGGGAGUCUCAUUUGACCGGCUUACCUCCGUCCCUGGACGAAUCCGGGUGUCUUCUCACACCACAUGAAAAGGGGCGUAUGACUUAUACCGAUCACCCGCAUUCUACCCCAGACGUCAGUGAGUUUACGGAUUCAGAAACGAUGUCUCUUGGUCUCUCUAUCACUCGGUGUGAGACGCCCACGCCGGAUUCUGAUGACGAAGACGACCUCCCCCCGUUCGAUGAUUGGUACCUGUCUGUUAUCGAACGCUCUAAAGCUAUCGGCACUUGAUGUGAAACGAGCUUCUUUUGUUAAUCGUUAUAUACUUCCCGACAUAUGUUGGUACCUGCCCCGCAUGCAGUGACGUUACAUAUAUAUACCCGCAGUACUUCCUUGUAUUUUUACAUUCUC
Messenger RNA from Suillus subaureus, 2045 nucleotides. RefSeq lists its product as uncharacterized. Bases 204 to 1925 code for a protein of 573 amino acids. NCBI's taxonomy places the organism in Eukaryota, Fungi, Basidiomycota, Agaricomycetes, Boletales, Suillaceae. The transcript has 7 exons. The record is from RefSeq and is a predicted model, not a curated record.